CCAGUUCCUUCACCAUGUUGGCUCUUCGGCUCGUGUCAGCUGCUGGAUGUGCGACACUCCGGUCAUGUCAGGGCAGGCGAAGCGGCGCGGGUGCGUGGUGGUCGAACUGGGCGGGUUCCUGUUCCGUCGCUGACAGCAGAGUUCACCGGCGCGGAGCUUUCAGGUCCAUCACCACUGUCUUCUUCACGUCCUGGCACCCGCGUCGAAAGGAUUGAACUUUGUUCGCGCGUCGUUCCUCCUCCUCCUGCUCGGAUCAGCUGAUGCUCCGAGGCCUGGUGUGUGUCUCCGGCUCGGUGCAUUUCCUGGUUCUCGGCUCGGUGGAUCGGUGUGAUAACAUGUGAGUGGAGCGGACGGCCGAGGCCUGGGUCUGCCUGCUGUCUGUGGCCUGGACCCCUCUGUCCGGAGGAGCUGUCACUUGGACCGGAGCACUGCUGCCUCCCAUGUGACGGGGUUUCGAUCACAGAGUGCUGUCAGGAGAGGAGGGGUCAAUUUGACAACACAGGUGUUUCAUGUUCAUGGAUUCAGGGGCUGAAGGUGUUCCAGGCAGAACAUUCAUGUUGGGCAGAUGGGAAUUAUGAAUAUUGUGAUUAUGAUAAAGAGCCACACACUUGUGGUUCAUCUUCUUUCAAAUAAGUAGCAGCGGGCACUGAAUUGUUCAGAACUCAGGAUCUGUUUCUACAUGUGGUCGAGAAGUUUCCUGGUGUCCCUCAACGUCCCUUUCAGGAGGUACUUCAGCAUCAGUGAAUGGCUCUUUGCGCCACUGCGACUAUAAAUGUUAUAAAAAUGAUGGCCGCUUACAAUGGUGGCUCUUCAGCCGUGGCUGCCCAUCACCCGCACCACCACCAGCAGCUCCAGCACCUUCCGCCCCCCCACAUGCACCACCAUCAUCACCUGCAGCACCCGGGAUCCGCUGCCGCCGUGCACACGGUCCAGCAGCACACGUCCACGGCUGCUGUCGCUGCGGCUGUGAUGCUCAACUCCAGUCAGCAGCAGCCCUACUUCCCCUCUCCUGCACCCGGACAAGCGCCUGGACCGGCGGCUCCUGCCCAGGUCCAAGCCACCGCUGUGGUCAAAGCCCAUCAUCAUCAUCACCAGCAGCAGCAGCAACAUGCACAUCACCUGCAACAGCAGCUGGACAUGGAGCCUGACAGACCCAUCGGCUAUGGGGCGUUUGGGGUGGUCUGGUCAGUGACAGACCCCAGAGAUGGAAAGCAAGUUGCCCUCAAAAAGAUGCCCAAUGUCUUCCAAAACCUUGUCUCUUGUAAGAGGGUAUUUCGGGAGCUGAAGAUGCUGUGUUUCUUCAAACAUGAAAAUGUGCUCUCUGCUCUGGACAUAUUACAACCCCCACACAUCGAUUACUUUGAGGAAAUCUACGUGGUGACUGAACUGAUGCAAAGUGACCUCCAUAAGAUCAUUGUCUCACCACAGCCUCUGAGCUCAGAUCAUGCCAAAGUUUUUCUUUAUCAGAUUUUACGAGGACUGAAAUAUCUUCAUUCUGCUGGCAUUCUACAUCGAGACAUCAAACCUGGCAACCUCCUGGUCAACAGCAACUGUGUGCUCAAGAUCUGUGACUUUGGACUGGCCCGGGUGGAGGAGUCGGACGAGUCACGGCACAUGACUCAGGAAGUUGUGACACAGUACUACAGAGCUCCAGAGAUCCUCAUGGGGAGCCGUCACUACUCCAACUCAAUCGACAUCUGGUCCGUGGGCUGCAUCUUCGCUGAGCUGCUGGGUAGACGCAUCCUCUUCCAAGCCCAAAGUCCCAUUCAGCAGCUGGAUUUGAUCACGGACCUGUUGGGGACUCCCUCUAUGGAGGCAAUGAGGACGGCGUGUGAAGGUGCCCGUGCACACAUUCUCAGAGGUCCUCACAAACAGCCAUCCCUUCCUGUUCUUUACACACUGUCCAGCCAAGCAACCCAUGAAGCCGUCCACCUCCUCUGCAGGAUGCUGGUGUUUGAUCAGUCAAAGAGGAUUUCAGCAAAGGAUGCCCUGGCACACCCUUACCUGGACGAGGGUCGACUGCGAUAUCACACAUGCAUGUGCAAAUGCUGCUACACCAGAUCCUCUGGUCGCGUUUACACCAGUGACUUUGAGCCUGUCACUAGUCUCAAGUUUGAUGAUGGCUUUGAGAAGAACCUGAGCUCUGUGAGACAGGUCAAAGAGAUUAUCCAUCAAUUCAUUCUGGAACAGCAGAAGGGGAGUCGGGUGCCACUCUGCAUCAAUCCUCAGUCAGCAGCUUUCAGAAGCUUCAUCAGCUCCACAGUUGCUCAGCCCUCUGAAAUGCCUCCAUCUCCAUUGGUGUGGGAGUAGCUGCUGCUGUGUGACUUCAUCUUUCCCUACUGACAAGCUACUAAACUGGGAACAAGAUGGCAUCUCAGCAUCUUCACUUAUCUGUGUAGCAUGUCACUGGUCUGCUGUGUGUAUGCCCACAUAUGAAAGAAAAGAAAAUCAAUCCACUGGAAACUGCUUCAUGGUUGUAUUAGAGGGUUUGGUAUGCAAAUUAAUAAAACAAAUGCUCUGAAGGCCAAAUCUGAAUGUUUAAAAAAACAUGUUUAUUAAUCAUUAAUAUAUAAUGUAGUACAUUUGAUUAUAUAUAUAGACCAAAUAUUAGAUAUAUGAAUAUACAUAUAUAUAAAUAUCAAAUAUAGACCAUAUAUUUUAAAAUGUAUCAUCACAAAAUUUCCAAUAAUAUUGGGUUCCUUAUUCCCACCUUCACCUGUGUAUUGGUUAAUUCUGCCCAGUUGUAGGCUACUUCUCAUUUAGACAAUUGAUUGUAAUUGGGUUAAGAGACAGCAUUUUAUAACUGUAAGCUCCCCAUAUUUUCUAAAAACAAUUUCAUUAAAUGAAUUGUCCCCCUUCACAUUUGGCUAUGGGUUUACUCAUGAAACAGUUAAUUUGCCAAAGAGGAGGAGCCUCAUGUAUAAAUGAUGCACAGUCAUUCACUCAUACAGUACACCCGCAACAAGGCACCACUUGCAAGGCAAAACGUAAUGGAGGCAAAUUAAACAACUGUUUUCAUUAUGAUUAUGAGAAAUUGACACCACAAAUACCAGAUGUAUCUGCAUCAUAUUAGUAAAAUGUAAGGCAUUUUCAAAUUCAAUGGCACCAAACAUUUGAUUUAACUCAUUGUAGUUUCUGAGAUACAGAAAAUAGUCACAAGGGGUUACUCAUUUUAACACUGGAGAUGCAGGUACCUAUGAUCACAUGAUCAAAAACGUGAAUUCACUUAAUGAACUUUAGAAAAGAUUUUCCAAUGCACUUUUGGGGAGAAUAUUGAGAAAUGUAGCUCCAUGUUUAAUGUACAUUAAAUGUCUUGUGUACGCAUUUAUACAUGAGGCCCCAUAAUAUUUAUGAUGAAACUAAACCUGACUCGAUAUGUACAUGUGUAUAGGUCAGUCAUUGUACCCAGUGACCACACCAACAACCUUUGUGUCUUUUGGGAAUAAUUUGGAAUCUUUUUGAUGGUUGCUCAGAGAAAAUAGUGUUUAGUUGUUGAGAACAUGAAGGUAAAGGUCUAAAUGUUCAUCUGUGUUCUACAUGAAUGACAUGAAAUGAGCUGAAAAAGGGAUCAGACCAAGAGGUUUUCUUGUACUACACCUCGCUUCCUAACAAGAUGACACAUCUCACCAGACUUCACAAGGCCUGCAGUCACCGACUCAGUGGCGUAUGGCUAAGUAGUUCAUCAGCCUUAAGCUGGGCUUACACUGUGACUUUUGAAAUAUUGUUCUUAAAUUCCAUAUCACACAACAUUUGUCUGAGAUAGAAAGUCAAAGCUCACAAUGUCUGUGCUCACUGUAUAGUCACCUAGCCAGGACCUGACUGCUCACUGCAAUCUGCCAUCUUGAGGCCGUGGCUGCUGUGUAUAUUUGUUAAGGCCACUUGGUGUAGGACAGAGGUGCCUAAAAGCAAAUUAACCUAUGAACAAACAACAAUAAUGCUUAAUUAUAUUGACUCAAAUCAAUACAAUACAUUAACAAAGUUAAACAUUCCUAUACUAUUGGUUUUAGCCACAUUAUAGAGAGCGGCACAGAAAACAUGGUAACGUUAUUGACUUUGAAACUGGGCCGUGCCGCACCAAAAUGAGUCCAAAAAACCCACAAUGUUUGUCGUGUGGAACAGUGGCAUAUAAUUGAUGGAGGGCCGCCGUCAAUGCUCGUGCAUGUGCAAUUAACCGCAGUGCCGAAGCACGGUACAGUUGCACUCACACUGGUCAAACAAACUAGACUUUAGCCAUGAAUCCUGCUUGGGCACGGUACGAAUGCCAAGUGUGUGUCCCCUGGGUUACUCGACAAUAACUGUGCUUGGUGGCAAAUUUCGCUUAAUCAGCUGGCAACACUGUCAUAGCCACUGAUAUAAAACCAGACUUUUCAGCCUUGGUUGGUCCUCAGGUAGGCUCUCGCAUCACUGCCUUUUGGAAGCUGUAGCCAUUGGCUUCAGGCAGGCCUGCAUGAAGUCAGGAAGUGUUCUCCCAAAGGGAAGAAGCACAAGGAGACUGUUGUCUCCCUGCAGGGAGAGGGAGGAAAGACAUACGUGAAGGGGAGAUGGGGUCUUAUUGGCCUGGUGAGCCCCUGGGUUCUGGAACACAGAUUUCACACCUAGGUGGGAAAAGGUGAAGGACAAUGGGAGACUGAGUUCCAUUGCUUUCGUUUUUCUUUUGAAAAAAGGAGCGCUGGGUAAAAUCUUCCGUUUUGUGUGGGUGAGGCCCAACACAUCUGAGGUUCAUCUGAUCGCUCCUCAAUGUUUACUGCACAAAGAAGCUGAAAUUCAUGCGACUCUAACGUCAGGAAAAAAUCGGUUGAAGUUGCACAGUGUAUGCCCAGUUUAACGGAGUAGUGAAUGAAGAACGUUUGCCUACUAAUGUCAUGGCUGGGACAGUGAGGUCACUCACUUACUCAGCCAAACUAAGCAAAGAGUCUGGAAAGGAAGACCGUGGUAGCUCACAGCAGGAAACAUCCAGUCUUCCACUUGAAGCCUUUAACAGGUCUGCUUUGCUCUUUCUUCUGUGGACUAGAAGGACAGAGGAGAACAGCCAUUAUGCUAUGAACAAAAUAUUAACAUGAAAACAAAAUGUACCAGCAAUAUCAAUUUUUGAAGAGUGUUCGUUCUUUGUUCUGUCUUCUUGAAUAUAUGACCACAUAUACGACAAACUCUUAUUCAUGGAUUGCAUUCAAGCAUCUCAUCAUAAAACAGAAAUAAGUAGCACAUGAAUUAUGUAAAAUUAACUUUUGGUCUAAUCUCAUUUUGUAAUUUUUCUAACUGGUAUGUCCCUCCUUAUACAUGGAAACUGUUUCCAGAAAAAGAGCUUUGAAGAAAAUAAUUUAAUAUAUUUAUAGAAUUGUUUUCUAUUACUUAUCAUGCGCAUGCAUUCUUCUCACACCUCAAAGUAUGUUAGUGUACAUAUGUGAAAAUAGAGAAGCAGCCCUACACCAACCAUAUUAACAAUGCCACUGUAUAGAAAUUGUAUUAGCCUGCACAUUUCAAAGGCUGUGAAGUUAUUUUUUUUAACUUGCAUACAAGUGUAUAUAUUGAUUUUUAGUCUGCAACUAGGAUGUGUAGAGCAUAAUGAUUCAGAGAAUACACAGUCAUGUUAACUGGAUCUUUUAUGAACAGAGUUGUAGAUGUACUGAAGGAGAAACUGUCUUUUGCUAUUUUUGUGUGAAUAUGUAUAUAAAGUAUUUACCAUGUUGGUGUCUACCUCUUGGCCUCAAUAACUUGGCUUUGUUUACCUCCACACUUCUGAUUUCAUGUGGUGAUUAAUUGAAAACACUUGAAUGUCCAUUCAAGCUUUUAUACUGAAAUAAAAGAUAACAUUCAUGAAUAAAUAUGUAUAUAUUUCCCAGCAACGACCAAGUGCAAAGCAUUCACUUGACAUUUUGAAUCAUCAGAUCAAUGAUACAAAAUGUCAUCAAUAUUACAAAGCCCGGCCAAUAGCCAAGAGUUUUCUGACUGUUUGAUAGCGUAGGACCUGAUGGGGUGGGCGAGUCAAGACUUCUACCACAGUGGCUGUGUUCAAAGCACAGUCAAAAACUUGAGUUCACUUUCAUAAUAUUCACAUAAUCUUCUUCUUUGGACUUCUUGUUAACAAUCUGAGAAGUAGACAAGUGUUUUAUUAAUUCUUUGCAGGUUGUAUAUAUUGUAAAACCUGUAAAGAAUUAAUAAAACACUUGUCUACUUCUCAGAAUUUAUUAAAAAAAAAAUGUCAUCAAACCUGUAAUUUGGUAAAAAGUUCAGUAGCUUUUAAUGAAAUCAGAAUCCAGUAUUGAAUUUCAAAAGGAUUCAGAUUCAAUUUUCAAUCCUCUUGUGAAUGGUGUUGGGGUUUGGCUUUCAACAUGUCUAAAUUGUAACUAAAACAAUCAGUCAGUGUAAAAGUUCAGUAAGAGAUUCCUGAUCCUUCCCAACUCCGAACCGGAUCUGAGAUUGAACUGUAUCAGAAACCAGCCUUACCAGUAUAUCCAUUUAUUUGUAUUCAUUUUUACAGCUGUGGCUUCUUCUCUAAGUAUGUUGAGUCAUAUUUCUUCCAACAACACAAAUGUUCCAUCUGAAGACCUUAUUGUACAGUUUCUAGGAGAGGUCAAUACACUGCAGCCAUAGAAAACUGAAAUAGUAAAUUCCCUAAACAUAUCAGCAUUUAGAAACUGGCAAGCAACACUAAACAGCAACAAAAAAAAUCAGAGAUUGAUAAUGUCUGAACAUUAGUUAUUUAAUUUGGAAUGUUCAUCAUCUGAUAUUACUGGAGAAAUAUACAUAACGCCAUAAUCAAACGUUGCAAAAAAAUAGCUUUCCUUAUUGUGUUAUUGUAUAUGUGGUGUGGUUGAACUUUGUGAACGCAGCUAAUGUCUGAAGGCUGCUGCUGUGUUUAAAGAUGGAAGAGAUAUUAAAGAGCGACUCCCACGCUCCAACAACAAAUCUUGAUCAAGACCAAAUUGAAAAUGUUUACCGGGUGAAAUCUUCACCUCGCAGUCAAACAGCAGCUUUGUUACUAAAGCACAGUACAAGUGUCUGCAGUGAUUCUAUCACUCUUUCCAGACAUCUGUCAUGUGUGCAGUUAUAGUGUUCUUGUUUUUGCAGUCACCUAUCUUGUGUGUCAAACUAUCAAUGUGUUACUUUAUUAACUUAAGUCCCCUUAAGUUCUAAGUUUAUGGUACGUUGUCUGAUGUCAACAUUGUUUUCCUAUAUAUUAGGGUUAACAGGCAGUGCACUGAGCUCAAAUGAGCCAAAUGUACGAAAGCAUCACUUCCAUUGUUUUACCCUAAAACUAUGAUAGGUUCUGUCUUAUAUUAGUCUUGUUUGUGGAACAUCUCUUAACAAGCUCUUCAGGAGAAAGAAUUGGAUUUUCUCAGGAAUGAACACAGCUACCAGUGGUAUACAUGGUCACUCUCCCUCCAGAUCACCUGUAUUAACUCGUGUUGAUAUAGUUGUUUCCUGUAUUUAAUUUUGUGAAUGAAGUACUUGAAUGAAAUGAUCAUUUUGGACCCUUGUAGAGUAACAACUCACAAACUUUGUGUGAGUGACUAAGUACAACUCAAGUACAGGACUAUUUGGAUUCAUAUAAUUGGCUUUGUUAAACCAUGUUUGUAUAUUUAAUGUUUGACUCACUGUUUUACAAUGCACUGUUAUUUGAAUAGACAUUGCAGUAUAUAAAGUACACUAAUGUAUCUAAUUAACUCAUUCAGGCAGUUGGCUAAUAACUAGAUUCAGAAUUUUGCAGCCGACAGUUGUGAUUUUAGAGAGAGUGUGUUCUGCUCAAAAUGCUCUUGAUGAAAACAUUAAAUGAACAUUUAAAUAAUGCCAAA
Molecule: messenger RNA, 7793 nt
Organism: Scophthalmus maximus (turbot)
Lineage: Eukaryota; Metazoa; Chordata; Actinopteri; Pleuronectiformes; Scophthalmidae
Gene: nlk2
Product: nemo-like kinase, type 2
Exons: 11
Coding region: 745-2310 (521 amino acids)
Biological process (GO): protein phosphorylation; intracellular signal transduction
Cellular component (GO): cytoplasm; nucleus
Molecular function (GO): ATP binding; MAP kinase activity
Source: RefSeq, a predicted model, not a curated record